UGCUGCUACACUUCUAAAGAAAGAAGAAAAGAAGAUGUGUAAUUUAUGCAGCAUGCAUGAUGAAUGUACUCCACAGCGGACAUGUCCACCAUUCAUGAUACCAAAGCACAGACAUUGCUGCAGAGGGGAACAAAAUGUCAUAGAAACAGCCACUGUUUCUCCCACAAAUGGAGAUGAAAGUCAUUACACAAACCAGGUCCAGUUAAAAAUAAAUAAAAUACAUGUGAGUUCAGCAUUAGUGGAAAAAGAAAGCAAUACAUCAUUGAAUGGAAAUGUAAGGGGGCAAGAAGAGUCAGAGAACAAAAUGUUCCCAGAUAACAUGGAAAAUGAAGACGAUAAACAGAUAGAACACACGACUGUUGAGAACAUAAACAGCAACAGGGAAGAGAUUCAUGAUGUAAUCCAGACAACAGAGAGAGGAAUUCAGGAGACCUCAGAAAGCCAAAGAGAAGAGAUGACCACAUCCUCAAUUGCAUGUGAUAUCAUUGAUAACUAUUUGAAUAGUCUUCUUCCCAAUAUUUCAGAGCAUAUAAAGCAAAAGAGUAACAUAAUGGAAAAGAAGUAUCUUGAUGUUCUGAGUGAUGAUACUGACCCUCAAGUAUCUUGCUAUAUUACAGCACCAUUGUAUGUUCUGCAACAACUAGAAUGCCGGAUAAUUAAUGACAUGAGUUCUUUAAUAGUGAGUGAUAAUGAAGAGUUGGUCAGCAAUGUCAUCACUGUUGAAUGCACAGAUAGGGGAAAAGGAAUUCCAUUUCCAAUAGGCAUUGCAAUUCCGUUUAAUGCAUGUUACAGGGGAAAUUACAGAGACAUCAUGGUGAAAGUGUGUGAUGCAAACCUUCAAUCAAGUUACCUAAACCCCAGUUCACUGGAAGGAAUGAGGGGAGGUUAUAAGGGGACCUGCGCUGCAGUGAAAGCUUACAGGUUAGGCAUCUUUUCUGUUGUGUCUUGUUUAAAGAAAGAGUCCUUCACGGUAACAAAGAAAGGCGUCACUCUUAAGUCAAGUGUGGAUUCCCGAAUAUCUUUAAAUUACCCUCCAGGGAUUUUCAGCUCACCAGUGCUUGUACAAUUAAAGAUCCAACCAGUUGACCCAUCUCUCGUGGCAUAUUUAAAAGCACAGCAAGAUACUUCGUACUCAGUAGUAUCCACAAGUCCUCUGAUUCACAUUCAGCACCCAUCAUCUCAUUCUUUUCAGAAGCCAGUUACUGUAUUCCUACCUUGUUCUCCACACCCUGAUCAAAAGAAUCUUGUAUCUGAGAUAGAUCAUAAAAGAACAGCCAGUGCCACAACAAAUAAGACCAUACUUUCAUAUUUCAACCAGACAAAAAGUGCCUCCAUAAGAAAACCUGGGAAAAAUGCCUGUAAAUCUUGGAAAUUACUGGGAUUCAGAAGCCGAGACAGUGGUUGGUUUGGGCUUGACGAUGUAGUCGUGAGAACCAUGCAGAGUGGCUUGAUAGCAUUUGAAUUGAAUGAACAUUUAGAGAGGUUCAUCGUGCUUCACCUCUCUUCCACCAUGAACAACAGCCAUUUGCUAACUUUUGUGAAAUCCUUAGAGGAGGUCAUGCUUAACACCACUGCCUGCAUAGUACUAUCUCACCAAAAGGACAAUCCACACAGAAUAGCUAUUUUAGUGGUGCCUUCCAAAGAUUUAAACCAGGCGCUUAAAAACUUGCGUUUAGAAGGGUUUAGGGAACCUCCAGAGUCAUCUCGCCAUUUCCAAGUAAAAGAAGGAGAACAACUCCUUUUAAACUUUACUGGAAACAUAUUUGCUUCAAGCAAUGGUAAGAAUUACGGAAAAGACUACAAACUUAUUUUUCAUUUACAAAGAAAACCCAGGCUUGAACUCCAAAUCAAAGAAGUGGAUGAAUUUGGAAAUUACAGCUGCCCUCAUUAUAAGGGAACCAUUGUCGUUUAUAAGGUACCUAAAGAAAAAGGGGUCCCCAGCCUGGAUCAAUCCCUCAGACUCAAUGAAAAGCAUUAUCAGUCGCCAGUUUGCAAAUUGCCAUUGAGAUUGCCAAAGCAUGAAAAAUUAAUCAAUCGUCCACAGAGUACCAAAAGAAUUUCUACAGAUCCUCUUGAUGCCCUUUGGGAUAACUUGCUCCACUGGCUGGCUGAGGAGCUCUCAGAAGAAAAUGCUGAGUCUCUUUCCUCAUCCCUCCCUUUGCGCUCCAGUACCGUUCAGCUCAUCAAACUCAAGAAUCCCAAUGACCUCACAGAACAGAUCCACGAACUUCUUAGCUUCUGGAAAAAAUCGCUCCCAGCUUCCACUGACAAACUUCGUCUGCUGGCUCGUCAUCUACGUCAGAUCGGCAGGAGGGAUCUUGCAGAAGAGCUCAGAUUCAAGUGGGAACACAAAGUGUUCACUGAACCACAAUGGUUUGACAUAGCCGCUGAGUAAAAGCGGAUUCACUCUUCCAUUUGCUGUUGAAAAAGACACA
This is a messenger RNA of Carlito syrichta (Philippine tarsier), 2435 nucleotides long. RefSeq names its product death domain containing 1 (gene DTHD1). NCBI's taxonomy places the organism in Eukaryota, Metazoa, Chordata, Mammalia, Primates, Tarsiidae. Gene Ontology annotation, molecular function: protein binding. The transcript is spliced from 9 exons. The coding region runs from base 35 to 2395 and encodes 786 amino acids. The record is from RefSeq and is a predicted model, not a curated record. Gene Ontology annotation, biological process: signal transduction.